This is a messenger RNA of Electrophorus electricus (electric eel), 2979 nucleotides long. It is a transcript of the gene nme9, whose product is annotated as NME/NM23 family member 9. Gene Ontology annotation, cellular component: cilium. The record is from RefSeq and is a predicted model, not a curated record. Gene Ontology annotation, molecular function: nucleoside diphosphate kinase activity. NCBI's taxonomy places the organism in Eukaryota, Metazoa, Chordata, Actinopteri, Gymnotiformes, Gymnotidae. Gene Ontology annotation, biological process: CTP biosynthetic process; GTP biosynthetic process; negative regulation of oxidative stress-induced intrinsic apoptotic signaling pathway.
CGCCAAACAAAUCCACGUUUCUGGUACAUUUCGACCCGAAACAUUUGGAAACAGAACAACUUUUGUGGCAUUUUAUGCUUAAUUACAUGUUGCAAAGUGAAGAUUUCAAAACCACAGCGUUCGUAUCUAAAUAGAUACAAUCCUUUUUUUCCCAUAUGAUCAUUGAUUGUUUCACUUCAAAAGAAUUUUGAUGGCCGGGAAGAAGAAAGAAGUUAGUUUACAGGUGUCGAUCAAUAAUGACGAGCAAUGGGGAGAAAUGCUGACAACGAAUGGGUUAACAGUGGUGGAUGUAUAUCAGCAGUGGUGUGGGCCCUGUCGUGCUGUCAUCAGCCUGUUCAGAAAAAUAAAAAAUGAGCUAGGAGACGACCUCUUACACUUCGCUAUAGCAGAGGCUGACAGUAUUGAAGAUCUGGAGAAAUAUCGAGGAAAGUGCAAGCCCACCUUCCUGUUCUAUGCUGGCGGGGCUCUCAUAGCUGUGCUGCGGGGGGCUAACGCUCCACUCCUGCAGAGAAUGGUGGUGGAGGAGUUGGCCAAGGAGAAACAAGUGCUGGAGCAGGGCAUGGCACGCACUGCGGUGAAGGAUGAUGGACUGACAGAAGAGACAGAAGAAGAGGAAAAGGAUGCUGAAGUCCAUCAAAAUUAUGAAGAUGUUCUUGUAGCUGUGAACCAGUCUUACACAGUGGCGAUCAUUAAACCAGAUGUUGUUGCACAUGGAAAGACCAAUGAAAUCAUUUUGAAGAUACAGGAUGCAGGCUUUGAUAUUCUGGCCCAUGAGGAACGCACACUGAGUGUGUCAGAGGCUCGGGAGUUUUACCAGCACCGAGCAGGCGAGCCAUACUUUGAGGAGUUGGUGCGAUUCAUGUCUGGAGGCCCCUCCCAUGUUCUGGUUAUCGCUAAGCCUGAGGGUUCUGAUGAUACCAUCCCAGCCUGGCGGGAGUUCCUGGGCCCCGUGGAUGUAGAGGAGGCCAAGAGAGAGCAUCCAGAGAGUCUGAGAGCUCAGUAUGGAACGGAGACCCUCUUCAAUGCGCUGCAUGGCAGCAGUGACGUCGAGCAGGCUGGCAGGGAGCUGGCGUUCUUCUUUCCCAACUUCAGGCCAGCGGGGUCGGACCGGCGCUCGGGCCAUGCCGGGCCGGAACUGAAGCCUGUGGAGAGGACAUUGGCACUCAUUCGGCCUGACGCAGCCAGAGAGAACAGAGAGGAGAUUCUAGAGAGGAUCCACGAAGCGGGUUUUACGGUGGCCAUGCAGAAGGAGGUGAUGCUUACAGAAGAGCAGGUGUGUCACUUCUACAGUCAUCUUCAGCAUGAGGCAUAUUUCCCUGCCCUACUCACAAACAUGACCAGUGGCCCACUGUUGGCUCUGGCUUUGGCAAGGCAAGGAGCAGUGCAGCACUGGAGGGACCUUCUGGGUCCCCAGGACCCCACACAAGCAAAACGGGAACAGCCAGCCUGCCUUCGAGCUCAUUUUGCGGGAGAAAGUGAGAGUUUGAAUCAGCUGCAUGGAAGUGGGAGCUUGGAGGAGGCUGAGCAGGAAAUCAACUUCUUCUUCCCUAAGGAGCACACACUAGCUGUUAUCAAACCCGACACUGCAGAGGAACACAGAGAGGAGAUCCUGGGGGAGAUCCAAUCCAAGAGCUUCACCAUCACUCGACUGCAUGAGAUGGUCUUGUCCAGGGAGGUGGCUGAGGAGUUCUACAAAGAACACAGGGAUAAGCCUUUCUUUAGCCAGUUAGUGGACUAUAUGUGCCGUGGUCCAUGCACAAUGAUGAUUCUGACUAAAGAGAAUGCGGUUGAGGAGUGGAGAGCCAUGAUGGGACCUACUGACCCCAGUAAGGCGAGAGAGAAAGCACCAGAGUCCGUGAGAGCCCGCUUCGCUAAAGACAUCCUGGAGAACACCGUCCAUGGUUCUUCCAGCGCAAAGCAUGCACAGGAGAAGAUACACUUCAUCUUCGGAGACAUCAGCUCAGAGAGUGAGGUCAUCAGCACAGGGGAAGAUAAUGGGCCUUGUCCAUUAGAAGCAGAAGAAAGUUUUGCAGAGCUGAAGAACCUCCAGACAUCAAGAUCACCCUCAUUUAGUGAACUAAGGAACCAGACUGAGCCAAGCAGUGAAGAAGUAGGAAGUACUAUCCAUUUGGACCCAGCAACAGAGUGCCAGCCACUGUCUCCUGAUCUAAACAUGGACUCAUCAGAGCAGCAGGCAACACAAGAGAUGGAUGACAGUCAUAAUACAGGACACCAGACACCCACUUCAGAUCUACAAGAUCAAUUUUCUGAUGCCUGAGAAGAGCAAGAGCAAAGCUGUUUCUGCAGCUCUGAAGACUUGUUUUUACUGUGCCAGUCCCCAUAGCUUUAAGAUCAUCAGAUGGUAAAGCAGGGAUCACCCUGGACCCACAUGGCAGUUCAGACAAGCUCAACAUGAUUGCAGAAAUGUGAAACAUUUAGGAAUUUUCAUUUGUAGUCUAGUUUGUAAUCUAACCUGGUGUUUUUAACCUUUUAAGCCCUAUGUCAACCAUGUAUUUCUUCCUAUUCUUUGCAUCCAAGUCAUUAGUUUUAUGUUUCAUGAACACAUCAGUGGCAACCCAUUAGGUCUUAAGGGGUUUCUCCACUAGUUUAACCAUCGCCACAAAGUUGUUUGGAUUAAAACAAACACUUCUAAAAAUAUAUAUUACCUGUGGCCUGUUUUAUAGGUUUAUCUAUUUCAUCUGACAAUUUUACAGAUAUUAGGUGUUUAUGUAAAACGUUCCAAACAAAUAACUGAAGGUAAACUAAAAUGUAGAGCUUUAUUAUUUAACAGCCAUAUGUACAAUAGUUACACUUACAAUUUCCCUCCCAUUUAACAAAAAGACCAAAGCGACACUUGCUCACUCAUGAUAACCAAAAGGGAUAUACUCAUUAUUUUGUGAAAAGAUGAGCUUGGGUAACUUUAGUUGGUCUUUGGGUAAAUGUCCCAACUUUAGUUACUUAACUCCAAGUACCAUUUUU